Messenger RNA from Paramormyrops kingsleyae, 3755 nucleotides. NCBI's taxonomy places the organism in Eukaryota, Metazoa, Chordata, Actinopteri, Osteoglossiformes, Mormyridae. The record is from RefSeq and is a predicted model, not a curated record.
UACAACGAAAUGAAGUUAUUUGGACCCGAAUAACAAUACUUGUAAAAUAUCUUAAACAUCUGGUUAAAAUAGUAUCAUCCAUAGUACAUGUACCAACGAAUUUGAUGUAUUUUUUUCUUUUAAUCAUCAACAAUGAAUAACAAUAGAAAACUACAGGGCCCACAAUCCCAUUUUUUGUGACAAUAAGUCUUGGAAGGAGGGGUGCAGAAACCGCACAGGUGUCCUUGUAAUUUUAAGAUGAUGGAUAUAGCAUGAAAGUUUAAAGGAUGAAGAAAUGGAAGAGUGGUACUUGGAUGGGCAAAAUGAGGUGUCGCUUAAAAGUCGUGUAUUGAGUUGAAAAAUCAAAGUUUUUCAGUUGUUUUCACUCAUAAUUAUGGCAUGGUUGCGAGCUCGUGUUCGGCUCCGGAGGACGGGAUAAUGUUUCAGAAAAGAAACCGCCAUCUGGAGGGACUGAGUGAGGAGCUGCGCCGGUGUACCAGGGACACCCAGGACCUGCAGAGGGAGGUGGAGCGUGUCACCCAGCUCACCUUGGAGGGGAUUGGACAGACCACAGCGUUGGGUCCACUCCAGGCACAGCCCUUAAAGGCUGGUACAGAGAGGCCUGCCGUGCCAGAGGGCCACUUCGCCCAGGAGGGUAGGGAAGGCUGCUUAGAGCAGGCCUCGCCACAGGACUGUGUGUGUCAGAGACACCACAGCGAGAAGCACAGGCUCCACGAGCAGCAGGAGCUUCUGCUGCAGCAGGCUGUGGACAGGCUGCAGACCCAGCUUCAGGAGGCUCAGGCGGAGAGGGAGGUCCUUGCACACUGGAGUGCCUUGGAGUCCCGCAGGCGGACGGACGCACAGGAGGACCUCUGCCGGAAGCAGGGGGCGCUGGAGCGGGCGCUUCGGGAGGUGGGCGCCGCGCUGUCGGCAUGCACAGACUACUGCGACGGAGUGCCGUUCGCGGCGCUGGGACCGGAUGACGGGAGACAGCUGGGUGUCGCCGUGGAGAUGGUGCAACGGGACCUGCAGGCCGAGAAUGCCGGCCUGCAGGCUAGACUCCAGCCCCUGGAGGAGCAGCUGGAAGUGUUGAGAUCUGAAUGUCAGGAACAAGCAGACCGUCUGGUGAAUGAGCAGGUGGAGAGGAAACAGGCUGAAGCUCAGAUCUCUGUGUACCAGAAGCAGAUUAAUGAUGCUGAGAACACCCUUUCUGCUGUACAGGCCCAGAAGGCAUCCUUGGAGCAGAAGGGGGUGCCACAGCAACGGUUAUUUGAAGCUCAAGCCCAGAUGAAAGAGGCCCAGGUGAUCAGGGAACGCAGUGCCCAGCAGGUCCAGGAACAGUGCUCUCAGCUGUCCCAGCUCAUGGCCGAUCUACAUCAGACCCAGGAGGAGCUGACCCUGUGGAAAGAGCAGAACCAGCAGCUUUGUGAGCGAGAUAUGCCACGGACCUCUGCCUUGGAUGCGCUGCGAGAGGAGCUGGACCGGCGCCACCUGGAGGCCAAGCUGCUGGAGGUGCAGUUGGCCGCCCUUAAGCAGGGCCGUCGGCAGGAGCUGGAGGCUGAGCCCCGUGUUUUGGAGCUAAAGGCAGAGAGCGCUGCCCUGCGGUUAAAGCUGGAAGACAGGGAGGGCACAGUAAAGCGACUGCGGCUGCAGCUGGAUGGUCUCGCUCGGUUAGCCGCGGGGCAGAAUUGCAGCCUGGAUGCCUUGCAGACAGACGGGAGCCACAUGAGUGAUCAGCUGAAUCAACACAAGCUGGAGGUGCAGCAGCUGAAGGUCAAGCAGGUCCGCUUGGAACAGCAGGAAUCCAGAGCCACAGCCUUGGAGAGGGAGCUGUGUGAAGUGCAGGCCACCCUGAGAGAGAAGGGCUGCAGCCUGGAGAAAAUCUUGCUGGAGAGGCAGCAUCUGGCCAACGAGCUGAAAGCGCAGAGCUUGCAAUUGGACGCCUUGACGGAGGAGCAGGUGGCUCUUAAGCAGAGUCACGGAGCCCACCGAGCAGAACUGGAGAACGCCAAUAUCCAUCUGAGGGCCCAGCUACGGGCAGCACGCAGCGAGCUGUACCACACCAAGAGGACUUUGAAGGCCAUGGAUGGAGCGGACAGACAUGGCCUGAAGGCGUCUGUCGUCUUGCAGCGGCAGAUCACCGCCAAGCGCCAGCAAAUCGACGCCCUCCAGAGCCGUGUGCAGCUGCUGGAGGAGACGGUGGAGAGGCUGACCCAGCAGAGGCAGGCCUGGGUGGCAGACGAGCACGAACGCAGCCAGCGCCUCGCCAGCGUGAGCGGGCAGCGGAGGUGUGUGGAGACCCUCCGGGAUCUAGAGACGCAGCUCAGGGACAGAGUGGAAGGGCUGGAAACUGCACUGGGCAAGAUAUCUGUGAGGUUCGGUGAGUGCCAAGGUCAUGUGCAGCAGCAGGAGCAGGAGCUGGCCCGACUGAAGCUCCAGCAUGCCCUGGACCUCAGGGAGCUCCAGGGACAGAACCUGCAACAGACUGGGCGCCUGCAACAGACAAAUCCAAAGAUUUUCUCACAUCCCUCAGAGUUGCCAACCAUCCAGAAAAACCCUUCACAAUCAGAGGCUAACUGUAGUGUCCUAGCGGAGGACCCCACCUUCGAACUUCACUCAUUGGUGCAGGAGCUGCGCAGUUUGACAGGGGACGACAAGUCCCGCCCCCGCAGGCGGUCUACUCCAGAAAGGCCACGCCCCUCAGGCCUGGAGGUUUGCACCCUGCGUGCUGCUGAUUUUGAUGUGAGGAACAAUGGCCUUUCCUGCGAGGGAAGUGGUCUGCCAGAAACGCCCUCAAGGCUCACCCCCUUACCGCAGGAGACUGAGCUCGGGUUGGACCCGGGCCGUCGAUCCCCUGUCUAUGCACUACUGACCUCCAGCCCCCAGAUCUCACUCUCGGUCACCAAUGUUGGCACCGGCAUGCCUCCACCCUAACGGCCAAGUCAUGUCUCUAAAUGAAUUUAAUCCAUUGCACAUCGUGCCUAAUGAACAACUUAAAUGCUUGAGCUUGGUAGUUGACCAGCAACUAGAACUGACACUGGAGGGAAAUCCUGCAGAGAAACCUGGGCAGUGUCCAGAAUCUGCGGACCAAAAACCAGUGUGCGGUCCUCCGCUGGCUCUCCGGCGAUGAACGAGUGUCCUGUGCCGACUGGGAGUAGCCAUGUCAUACAUACUACUCCAUGUUUAUGUGUGAGUCUCCAACUCAGGACUGGCCUCUAUGCCACCAUCAAUUUGCACCAGAAACCUCAGAAUAUUUAUAAAACAAUGUUUGUCUUCUGUUGUGGUAGUUUCAACUUUACUGUAAAAGUUUACAUUUAUUUCUUUAGUAGACCCAUGUGUCAAGAGCAAUAUACAAGUUAGGCAAGAAUUUGUGAGUCAUGAGUUUCUGUUUAGUUUCAUCCUCAAUUCUGCAGUAUGAAGGGCACUGAGAUGGCAUCCAUCCAUCCAUCCAUCCAUGACUGCUUAUUCAGUACAGGGUCCCAGUGACAGAUAAGGUUGGUUUUGUGUUAUCUUGUACCCAAGGAAAUGUGCUGCCUUUCUUCUUCUGUGAUUUACUGAACCUGAUAUGGAAACGCAUUCGCAAGAUGUUUUAAUGCCAGGCAAAGAAGAUACGAGAAUUGAUGUACAAGGACAGACUCUUGACAUGCUGUUUCAGUUUGGCAUUUAUAAUGUUUUCUUAAAACUAUGAAUCAUAAUCAUAAGGCAAAGGAUAUUUGAUUAUGAAAAUUUCAAGACUGAAUGCUUUUUUUAGCAAAAUAAAUGCUCACAUUUUUAGG